GCGAUUGACGGACCGCCAUGAGCAAACGGGUGGCCGCAGAGGAGGCGCCUGGAGCGUCGCCUCGCAAGAGACUGAAUAGCGGCAGCAUUGGGGCCUCACAUCUCGACAUGGACGAUGGGGAUGACGACUACACCCCGAGUUCAAGCCGGGCCUCGAGCGCAGAGGUCGAUUCCACCAUCACAGCCGCGACGACCCCCCGGACGAAGUUCCCGUCAGACUACAAGACGCUGGCAUGCUCAUGGCCAGGAUGCACCAAGAGCUUCAACCGUCCGGCUCGGUUGAGGGACCACAUGAACUCCCACACCAACUCCCGCCCCCAUAAGUGCCCCUACGACGGCUGCACAAAGGACUACAUCGAAGACAAGCACCUGAAGCAACACAUCAAGGCCGUCCACACCAACGACCGGAAAUAUGUCUGCCAGCGAGAAGGCUGCGGAAAGAGCUUCGUGACCGGCACGAGGCUCAAGCGCCACCAGCUCGUCCACGAGGGAGCCGACCGGUUCCGCUGCCAGGAUUGCGGCCAGAGCUUCCGGAAAAAGGAGACACUCAACAAGCACGUGCGCAAGGAGCACCAAGGCUUGCCGGCGCAUCAAUGCCCGGAGCCCACCUGCUCGUCGGCGUUCGACUCCAAGGGGGCGCUGAACCGGCAUCGCGAGAGGGAGCACGGGCCGCUCAAGUAUUGGUGCAUGGAAUGCCCUCCGCAGAUGCGCGAGGACGGCACGACGUACAGGGUAGGCUUCACGACGGACACGCAGCUGCAGUCGCACAUGCGGCAGGAACACCAGAAUUGCAUGUUCUGCGACUACAAGUCCAGCUCGCUAUGGGAGCUGGAGACGCACAUUGAGAUUCACCAUUCCGGAAAGACGGUCGAGGACCGCAAGACGGUGGCCUGCCCCCACGCGGGCUGCGACAAGAGAUUCACCAAAAAAUCCAACCUCAACGUCCACAUCCGCACGGCGCACGAAGGCUUCCGCUUCAUCUGCGGCCAAGUCGAAUUCUCCGGCCCCGGGCUCGAGAGCUGGACCAACGACCAAGGCUGCGGCGACAAGUUCAGCACAAAGGUCCGCCUGGAAGACCACAUCCGCUUCAUACACCUGGGCCAAGAACGCCCAAAGCUCUCCAAGGCGGAGAAACCCCCGACGACGGACCUCAUCGACGAGAUAUCCGGCGUGGCCAACAUCAAGAAGCAGAAGCUGCGCUGCCCCCAGUGCGGCGAGGGCUUCAUUCGGUAUUUCGACCUCAACGCCCACAUUGCGUUUGCGCAUGAGUCGAACCCCGCCGUUGACGACCACGCCGUCGAUUCAGCAGCAGCAUCCUACACUGACCCGUCCAUCUUUGCUCAUGGGCAGGGGAACCCUCUCGAGCAGCACCCUUGGACAGGGGAGUUUGCCCAGGAUGACAUUUUCUCUGCGCAAAUGUCGUUUGGGACGGGGCAGGAGGGGUGGAUGGAGGACGAUGCGACGCUCUUGAUGUUGGCGCGUGGGGAGGCAGGCUUAGAUGGGGCAUCUAUCGAUCCCACACUGGGAGGCUUUUAGAUUUUGAGCAAAUCUGGCGUCUAUUCUUUCGAAAGGUUGGGGUGACAUGAUCUCUGCUACAGUCUCGUGGAAGGGGUAAAUAUCUGGGUUGAUCUGGGUGAAGCUAGACAACAAACCACUACGAGGCAGUCAUGGCAUAUAUAUAUUUACAGCGUC
This is a messenger RNA of Trichoderma reesei QM6a, 1691 nucleotides long. Its product is annotated as transcription factor IIIA. The coding region runs from base 18 to 1535 and encodes 505 amino acids. The record is from RefSeq and is a predicted model, not a curated record. The transcript is spliced from 2 exons. NCBI's taxonomy places the organism in Eukaryota, Fungi, Ascomycota, Sordariomycetes, Hypocreales, Hypocreaceae. Gene Ontology annotation, cellular component: nucleus. Gene Ontology annotation, biological process: regulation of transcription by RNA polymerase II.